UAUCGGCAGACGGCAGAUAGCAGAUAGAUCCACAGCUAGAUUCGCAAACCCAACUUUCCUUCUUCAACCAUCCUUCCUUUCUGUUACGUUUUUUCUCUGUUCACGCAGUCUUUCACGCAGAGAAGUCGUAUCUAUCUUCUCACAUACUCAUAAAUAAUAAUAAUAAUAUAAUAUCGCCCAGAAACUGUUUGACAAAAGUACACAACAAAUUUAGCGUAAACAGGAAUUCAUAUCUUCCUUGCUAUUACUAUUCACCGUUCCAACGCCACCAUGGAUUCGCUCUCUUCGGUCUCGCCUUCUUUAGUUCUACCGCCGAGCAACUCGCUCUGUUCGCGGCGGCGUCGGCUCGAUUUCUCGCCGUGUGGCUUGAGGAUUGGUUGUGGAAGCCGUCGUCUGUAUUCUCUGUUUGGAUUGCCGUGCUCGCCGGAGCCUUGCGGGAGAAGAUGGAGACGCGGCUUUUCUAGCAAAUUGGGAGGUGGCGGAGCGGCGGAAUAUGAGGAGGAAAACGGCGACGGGAGCGAGGAGGUGGAAAGGGCGCUUCACUUGGACGGGACAAUUCCGGGGACUUCGGACGAGUUCGUGAAGAGAGUCUCGUCCCGCGCCUACGACAUGCGCCGACAUCUCCAACAAUCGUUUGACAGCAGCAGCUAUGAUGUAUUGGAGGCCAAUCCGUGGAGAGAUACUUCAAAGCCUGUAUAUGUACUGACCCAAAGGGAAAACCUGUUGUGUACGAUGAAAACCCGAAGAAAUCGCAGCGAAGUCGAAAGGGAGCUCGGACAGUUGUUUUCGCAAGGAGGAAAAUUGAGAUCUGGGAUCGGAAAUCAGACUAAACAAUCAAGAAGUGGAUCGAAGUUUCAGAUGCUUGUGGAGGAUGUUAGGGAAGGAGUGCUUGUAUUUGAAGACGAGAACGAAGCUGUAAAAUACUGCGACUUGUUGCAAGGAGGAGGCAAAGGUUGUGAAGGUGUUGCAGAAAUAGAGGCCUCAUCGGUAUUCGAUCUUUGCCAGAAUAUGAGAGCUCUUGCAGUGCUCUUUCGCCGGGGGAGAACGCCUCCUCUACCUCAAAGCCUCGAAUUAAAUCUGAGGGCCCGCAAGCGAUCUCUGGAAGACCAAGAGGACUUGAUUUGAAGUCUUUAAUGUGGUUGAAGUUGCAAUAUGUACAAGAAGCUGUUAUUCAAGAGGAUGGCUAUAAUACUGCAAUAUAUACUAACCUGAAUUUGUAAUAUAUUUACCUUGUGAACGAAAAAAGAAAAGAAAAGAAACUGCUGGUUACGAUUCACCAGUCGUAUGGUAUUAAAUUUCACAGCUAAAUUUAUGAUAUAUUCUACGUGGUGUAUAAUUGUAUAUGUCACCACUUUCUUUUUUUUUGGUCUACUCUUACACGCCAGAUUUUCUUUCUAGAAAGAUGACGUAUUCGGAUAGUCCUAUUUUCCACAUUGCACGCACAGAUAAACAUAAAUUCAUU
Molecule: messenger RNA, 1462 nt
Organism: Morus notabilis
Lineage: Eukaryota; Viridiplantae; Streptophyta; Magnoliopsida; Rosales; Moraceae
Exons: 5
Coding region: 271-1125 (284 amino acids)
Source: RefSeq, a predicted model, not a curated record